UGGCGCUCGUUAACAGAAAAGAUGAUUGUUAAUCUGCCUGUAAAAGUGAGCCGCUGGGAAACUUCCUAAAAGUGAUCCAAAGAAAUGUAAAAGAAGAGCAACAACUUCAGGAGUUUCAUGUGAAGCGGACAGACUGCAGAUCCGCUCUGCGCCGCGGAGGGACCGAGCGUAUCCCGCGCGGUUGUUGCAGGUGGACCGCAGUCUACACUGGGAAAAGGGGUUUUUGUACAGGUAAACAGCAUUCACGCACGUGGGGGUGCGGGUGAGGUGCGGGGUCAGGCUCAACGGUGCAUGAACAGACAUACCCGCGCGCCUGCAAACUGGAACAUUUUGUUUGUGGUCACAGACUCUUUUGGGAGGAAGGGGGUGACGGGGGGGGGGUAGAGUGAGAGAGGGAGAGAGGGAGAGUCAGAGAGGGGGGAAGGCAGCAAAGCAUAGAAGAAAAGAAGAAAAGAGUGACGUAAAUCUCAUAAUGUCCCUCUUCUUCUGCUUUAACAAACUCGCGGCUGCACGCGGAUAAUGUCCGAGAAUGUCCAUUUCUGGGACCCUCAGCAACUAUUACGUGGACUCCAUCAUCAGUCACGACAGUGAUGAACUCUCGGGUCCGGCCCGCUUCUCCACCGUCCAGUACUCCUCUCCAAACUCUUCUGUGGCCGCGGGCGCGAGGCAGCCCGUGGCCGCUGCGCACGCGGAGCAUCCUCACUCCGACUCGUACCCGUCCUGCAGCUUCCAGCCCAAACCCCCGGUCUUCUCCCCGUCCUGGAGCCCGUUCAGUCCGCACCACGGCGCCGGCGCUCUCCCCGCCGUCUACCACCCGUACCUCCCGGCGCAGCACGUCCCCGCGGCGGCGGCGGACACGCGCUACCUCCGCUCAUGGCUGGACGCCGCUCCCCGCGACCCGGACUCCGUUCCGGGCCAGAGCCAGACCGGGCAGGUGAAGCUGGAGCCCCAGCUGGGACACCAAGGCGGGGACAUCCCGCUCAAAGUGAGCGUGCAGCACCCGCACGAGACCACCACGUACAUCCUGGACCCCGUGUCCACGGCGGCGCGCGAACUGAGCCACCAUCCGGCAGCCGUCCCGGGCCGGGGGUUCGAGGAGAGUAAGGAGGGAUGCGAGGGCAGCGAGGACAAAGACGGUCCGGAUCAAAAUGACCCUUCAGCCAACUGGCUGCAUGCGCGCUCCUCCAGGAAGAAGCGGUGCCCUUACACCAAAUACCAAACCCUGGAGCUGGAGAAGGAGUUCCUCUUCAACAUGUACCUCACGCGUGACCGGCGGCACGAGGUGGCGCGCGCGCUCAACCUGACCGAGCGCCAAGUGAAGAUUUGGUUUCAGAACCGACGGAUGAAAAUGAAGAAACAGAGCAAGGACCAGUCCAAGGAGUAGAGGCACUGUCGAGGAGCACGCGCACCCAUGCACACCCAGACGCACACGCACGCUCACGCCACGCAGAUGAUAAACCUGAAGCGCGUGUUUGCAAGCACAGAAAACAAAAGACCAAAACGCACAGCAGUUUGUUGGUGACGUCACGAGCGAAUCAUCCAUCCGGCAGGUGAGCAGGAGCAGCGCGCGCUCACAGUUGGAGAGUUCACCUGGCAUUUAUGGACUUCAGAGGUCAGGAGACGAACUUCUGGAGGCGCGCUCUCCUACUCCGACACCAUCCAUGAACAUCGACCUGAACCAAAUGUGAUGUUCACUGACAGAUCUGGAGAGUGGGACUUUGGAAAACUGAGAGGAGUGUAACCUCCACCCAGAAGGACUCUCUCUGCUCUCCGGGUGAAAGAAGAUUUUACGCACAGAUCGGGUUGUUUGAUGUUUGGGUGCAUCGCGAAGUGGUGGGAAAAGAAAAAAGAAAGAACAUUUCCUUUUCUUUUCUUUUUUUGAAGCACUUCCUUUAUUGGUUAUUUAUUGGCUCUGUUUUGGCAACGAUUGCGCGCGCGCAGGUGCUGAAACCGGAAUUUCAAAGGCCAUCAAUAUAGGAGAAGGAGCCACACAGGAUGAUAGGGAUCCCUAUUUUAUUCCCCCUCCACUGCGGUCGUUUGGCUCUCUGCUGUCACCGUUUGAUUAGGAAGCGGCCGGCCGCCGUUUGUUUCCCCGACUGUCGGCUUGAGUAAUGAGGCGCGGAGGAGGAGAGGGACCGGCGGGAGGAUCAACCAGCUCAGCAGCCGCGCGAAUCCGAUCAGGAUCGAUCAUGUCGGGGGUUUUGUGAGAUUCGAUGGGCGCUCACACACUCGUGCGUCAGCUUGCAUUCAAGUGGACACUUUCAAUAAAAACGCGUACAGCGCGUUUGCAUAGACUUUUUAUUGAAAGUGUCCGCUUAAAGCUCGCCGACGCACGUUUUGACUCCAUCCACGCCUCUGACAGGCGUUUAAUAUCCCGCAGACCAUCUUCUGAUAAACCCAACUCUUCAUUCACUUCAUCAUCAUCUUCAUCCAACAGAAAAUCUAAUUUUUUUACAUUAUGUGCCACUAAAAUAUCUAUUUUUCAUACUUACACGAGGUGAUACCUGCUAUGCAAAGCGGAUUUGUUUCAUUUCAGGAAGUGCACGUGCACUUUUUUUUCCAACAAAACCCCUCUUUUCACUCCGUGGUUCUUCCGUCUUCUCACAGGACAGCGCGUUCUCGCUCACGAGGAAAAUGUUUACAGUUUGCGCAUGCCCGAAGCACGCGUUGUUUUGAUGCUUAUUCCCAAGAGCUGAUGGGACUUCUGAAAAUGAUAUUGGAAAAUAAGACAGAACUUUCUUGAUAUGAAGUAUUUCUAAUUUAUUGUACAUAUUUCUUAUCGGAAUGAGUUGAAGAUCUUGUUUUUAUAGUCUGUUGACAUGUUAUCUGACUUCUUUAGAUGAGUUCGUUCGCUGUUUGAAGCUGUUUUCAGUGUCGUUAUUGUCUAAAUGUUUAUUAUUUGUAUGACAGGAAUAGCAUCUCUAACCCAUCUGGUCCCGGUCCAGGCCUUCCUGUGUGUCCUCUGUGUUUGUCUCUUGUAACUUUGUGCUGCUGAUGCUGGACUCUUAUUAUUAAAGCGAGACUUUACCGCA
This is a messenger RNA of Oryzias melastigma (Indian medaka), 3032 nucleotides long. RefSeq names its product homeobox B9a (gene hoxb9a). Gene Ontology annotation, cellular component: nucleus. The coding region runs from base 530 to 1384 and encodes 284 amino acids. Gene Ontology annotation, molecular function: RNA polymerase II cis-regulatory region sequence-specific DNA binding; DNA-binding transcription factor activity, RNA polymerase II-specific. The transcript is spliced from 2 exons. NCBI's taxonomy places the organism in Eukaryota, Metazoa, Chordata, Actinopteri, Beloniformes, Adrianichthyidae. Gene Ontology annotation, biological process: DNA-templated transcription; anterior/posterior pattern specification; embryonic skeletal system morphogenesis. The record is from RefSeq and is a predicted model, not a curated record.